Messenger RNA from Condylostylus longicornis, 1899 nucleotides. Its product is annotated as armadillo repeat-containing protein 6 homolog. The transcript has 6 exons. Bases 143 to 1546 code for a protein of 467 amino acids. The record is from RefSeq and is a predicted model, not a curated record. Gene Ontology annotation, biological process: hematopoietic progenitor cell differentiation. Lineage: Eukaryota; Metazoa; Arthropoda; Insecta; Diptera; Dolichopodidae. Gene Ontology annotation, molecular function: protein binding.
AAGCUAGCUGUCUGUUUACAUAAAUAUUUGUUUUUAUUUUUAAUAUAAAUUAAGUUUUGAAAAUAUUGAAAUAAUAUUUUUGAUUAAAAAAUUUAGUUUCUGCAUCAGAUAUUCCAAUACAUACAUUCAAAAGACCGAUAAAAUGGCCAAAUUUAUUUCACAAGAAACUUUUGAUGAUGUUGUCAGAGAAAAUAUUAUUGAAUUUUCAAUGUCACCGAAUGAAGCCCGAGAAGAAACUAUUAAACAAUUUGAAGCUCAAGAUAUUAAUUUGGCUAAUAUUAUUAAAGAUUUAACAAUAAAUGAUGAAACUGGUGUACCAAUUUUAAAUGAAUGUAUUCAUAAAUUAAAAUCUCAUAUUGAUGAUGGUAUAAAAUUAAAUGAGAAUGAUUUAAUUGAAAAUCUUAAAAUAUUGGAAUCAGAAUGCAAAAAGUCUAUACCGCAUAGAGUUAUGGCAGCUAAACAUGGUGCUCAUGAAAUUUUACUAAAAAUAAUUGAAAAUGAACUUAACUUACCGGAAUCAUCACGAAAUAUUGAUUUAAUGGUAUAUUGUUUAAAUGCAAAAACAGCCUUAACAAAUAAAUAUCCAGAUAUAUUUGAUGAUAAAUCAUUAAAAAUUGUUAUAAAAAUUUUGGAUACUCAUAAAAAUGAAAUAAAUUUGAUAUCAGCAACACUUCAGUAUUUACCGAAAGCAUGUGUUCUACAUGAAAUUAAUCGACAAAAUAUUAUGAAUGCAAAUAUAAUGAAUUACACUAAACCUCUUGUUAAAAAUCCAAAUGGAAAAGUUGUAAAAGAUUUAUGUACAUUAUAUCGCAGUUUGAUAUUAGAUGAUGAUAUACGUGUAGAAUUUGGUAAAGCACAUGAGCAUGCAAGACAAAUUGCUUCAGAAGUUCUGAUUGAUUUAACAAAAAUUCUAUCAGAGCACGAUGAUGUUAAUGUUUUAAGUGAUUUAAUUUUAACAAUUGCAUCACUAGUUGUUCGCCAAGAAUUUUGUAUUGCAGUUGAGGAGGAAGGUGGCUUAGAACAAGUUUUUAAUUUAAUGAAUAAAUUCCCAAAUGAAGUUAAAUUAAAUCGUGAAGCCUUAAAAUUAUUAAGGGCCUUGGGCGGACAUGAUCAAGUUAAGAAUAAAAUUGUUCAAAAAGGUGCACCACCAAUAAUUUACAAUAUUUUGGAUAGUAAUAAGGAGAAUGAAAGUGUAACUGCAAAUGCUUUGGCAUGUGUUUCAACACUUACAUUACGUGUUAAAGAGAACAGUGCAGCAUUUUUCGAAACUGGAAUUGCUGAAGUAAUAAUUGAGAGCAUGAAAAUUCAUCCUAAAAGUAAAAUAGUUCAAAGAAAUGCUGCUUGGGCAAUACGUAAUAUGGUGUCAAGAUCUCGUGAACAAUGUGAACAUUUUCUAUCAUUUGGUGCUGAAGAACUAUUAAAUGCUGCUUUACAAGAGUUUCCAGCUAUUUUGCAUGAUGUUAAAAGUGCUUUACGUGAUUUAGGUUGUAAAGUUGAUCUUAAAGAAGAAUGGACUGGAAAAGCUGAAAUUAAAAUUGCUAACUAAGAAAUAAUAUAAAGCUGACUUCAAUUGUAUUUCAUAAAAAGAAAACGAUAUUCAACUAAACACUUAUAAAAACAAUUGCACUAAAAUGAUUUAUAUACUCUUAGUUUACAUAACUGGAAGUUUUUACAUUAUUUUCAUCGAAAUAUUCAAUUGACAUUGAAAAAUUUAAAAUAAGGGGGACUCAUGAAUUUCUUCAAAAUUCCCACAUUUAUUUAUUUGAAAGUCAUGCUUUUUUUGUUAUUGUGGUAAUUGAAUACUAAAAAUGCAUUAACUUGAAACUAAUUAUUAGUGUUUUAUACUUUUAUAAAUUUGAUAUUAAUCAAAAAUUUAUUUAUUGCAAAUAAAAUAUAUUA